GGAAAUAGAAAAAGGAAGAAACAAAAUCUAACAAACAAAAACAACUACAGCACAGAAGAAAGGGAUUACUGCCUGUCCAACCUUUUUUUAGUUGGUGGGUUUUGCGGUUUCCGACCACUGACCCAACACCCAGAACUUCUCCUUGUUUGUCGUUCAUAUUCCUCAUCAGGACCAGCUGAGCUCUGUAUCGUACCCGGAUCUUGUCUUGUUUUGAUCCAGCUGAAUUGCUGUUAAUUUGUGAAAGGAAAAAGAAGAGGGAAAUAUUCUUAGCCUUUUACUUUUAAGUGGAAGAGCUGAGAAGACAGCAGCAUCUGGGGUGUGGAUUCAAUACUCAAAGUUGUCGCUGAUCUUUGGGUUUGAAGUGGUUUUGUGCAACAGCUUUCCGAUUUUAAGAAAAAAAUUGUCAUCUUUCCCUCAUCGAUUUCAGGAAAGGGGUCAUUUUCUUUUGAGGAGGUAAAGAAUUGUAGAGAAGAGUUUCCUUCUUGGCUGAUUCGUCAGACUUCAGGUUCUGUUUGAACUCUGGAUUAAAAUGGUUCACUACCUAAGGGAUUUAUCUUCAGAAGCUGUUCAAUUUUUCCUUCCAGAUGAGAAAGGGAGUAUCCCCUGAUUUGGAGAAACUGGAGAGCAAAGAAACAAUACCGGUUUUCAGAUGCUAAGAGACUUAUAGGGUGGGCUAGAAGUUUUACCGCUUGAACUAGUAUAUAAUCGGUUUAUACAUUUGAAGGAGCUUUAGGGAAGAGAAGAAGAAUAGACAGAUUUUCUCUUUGUUGAUGGAGUGUAAUCUGCUUUGAAAGAGCUUCGGACACAGAAAAUAGUAGGUUUGAGAGCUCAACAGUAGGAGUGUCUGUUUCCAUAUCUCAAUCAUGAUCAAGCAGAUACUUGGUAGGCUCCCUCGGAAGCCAAAGCCAGUCGAAAAUCGUGACUCAGGGGGAACCACUGCUGCUUCUUCAAGUGCUUCUACUAGCUCAAGAAGCAAUGAUCUAAUCAGUAAUCGGGCUGGGAACCCAAGCAUAUCUCUUCCACCCCCUAAUUUUGCUCCAGUUUCAGGAUUAAAUUAUGGCAAUAAGGUAUCUCAAGUCCUGAAUUCAAAGUUAAAUGGAAACUCAGCUAUUUCUUCUUAUGAGGCAUUACCUGGUUUUAGAGACGUGCCCAGCUCUGAGAAGCAAAACUUGUUUAUCAAAAAGCUGAAUUUGUGUUGUGUUGUGUUUGACUUCACUGACCCGACGAAGAACCUGAAAGAAAAGGAUACCAAAAAGCAGACAUUGCUAGAGCUAGUGGAUUAUGUUACUUCAGCAAAUGGAAAAUUCACAGAAACUGUCAUGCAGGAAAUCAUAAAAAUGGUAUCUUCAAAUUUGUUUAGGGCACUCACUUCUCCACCUCGUGAGAACAAGGCUUUAGAAUCCUUUGAUUUGGAUGAGGAAGAGCCUUUAAUGGACCCUGCAUGGCCUCACUUGCAAAUUGUAUAUGAAUUCCUCCUAAGGUUUGUUGCAUCACCUGAGACUGAUGCAAAGUUGGCUAAGAGAUACAUCGAUCAUUCUUUUGUUCUCAGGUUGCUGGAUCUCUUUGACUCUGAAGAUCCCAGAGAAAGAGAGUAUUUAAAAACAAUCCUACACCGCAUCUAUGGUAAAUUUAUGGUACAUCGCCCUUUCAUCAGGAAGGCCAUCAAUAACAUCUUCUACACUUUUAUUUUUGAAACUGAGAAACAUAAUGGAAUUGCUGAACUUCUGGAGAUUUUGGGAAGCAUAAUCAAUGGAUUUGCUCUACCACUGAAAGAAGAACACAAACUGUUCCUUGUCCGUGCACUGAUUCCCCUUCACAAACCAAAAUGCAUACCCAUGUACCAUCAGCAAUUAUCAUACUGCAUUACACAAUUUGUAGAGAAAGACUGCAAGCUUGCCGACACUGUUAUAAGGGGUUUAUUAAAGUAUUGGCCGAUUACAAAUAGUUCAAAAGAGGUUAUGUUCUUAGGUGAGCUGGAGGAAGUUUUAGAAGCAACUCAGCCUCCAGAAUUUCAACGCUGUAUGGUGCCCUUGUUCUGCCAGAUCUCUCGUUGCUUGAGCAGUUCACAUUUUCAGGUGGCAGAAAGGGCUUUGUUCUUGUGGAAUAAUGAUCACAUUGAGAACCUGAUCAAACAAAAUCGCAAAGUUAUACUGCCCAUCAUCUUCCCUGCCUUGGAAAGAAAUGCUAGAAACCACUGGAACCAGGCAGUUCAGAGCUUGACAUUAAAUGUCCGCAAGAUCUUCUCUGAUCUUGAUCCGGAGCUGUUCGAGGAGUGCCUUCUCAAGUUUCAGGAUGAUGAAACAAAAGAAAAAGAUCUCAAAGCAAAACGAGAAUCAACAUGGAAACGUUUGGAAGAGAUUGCUGCAUCAAAAGCUGCAAGCAAUGAAGCUGUGCUUGUUGGCCGUGUGACACCUCCUCAUGCAUCUUUGGGGUAGAUAGAGAGAGAGUUCCACCACUCUAAAUUUUCAAAUGGAUGUUGAAUCAGGAAAUGGGUAAAAAUGCUUCAAGAGGUGGAAUGCCCAAUGCCGUUAUUCAUUCUUUUAGUUGCUCACCCCUGUUCUGAUUGUUUUGGGUUGUCAGGUCCCAUAGAACCAAGAACUCCACUGUACAGGGAACAUACUGGCCCCAGCUUGUGGUUUUUAGGCGGGGACUGUAUAUAUGUGAACAAACCACACAGGAAACUGCUUUUCAGUCAUAAAGUGAAUCGGCUGGUAUCUGUGUACUUUCUAUAGUCAAUUCUGAAGGGUGGCAUAGAGGGGCUUCAAGUGACAGGUAUUUUUAUUUACCUAGCAUUACAUACUUGGCUUCAAUUGGUUCCUGAGUGUUGAUGAAUACUCAAUCUUCAUUUAUUUAAAUGUAUUGCCCUUGCAUUUUUUUGGUUGCUUUAUGAAUGGAACCGUUGCUUGGCAUGGAAUUCAACAUCCUUAUAAAUCCAAGUCAGUUCAAAUA
Messenger RNA from Nelumbo nucifera (sacred lotus), 2949 nucleotides. Its product is annotated as serine/threonine protein phosphatase 2A 57 kDa regulatory subunit B' theta isoform-like. NCBI's taxonomy places the organism in Eukaryota, Viridiplantae, Streptophyta, Magnoliopsida, Proteales, Nelumbonaceae. Gene Ontology annotation, cellular component: protein phosphatase type 2A complex. Gene Ontology annotation, molecular function: protein phosphatase regulator activity. Gene Ontology annotation, biological process: signal transduction. The record is from RefSeq and is a predicted model, not a curated record.